UCAUAGCAAGAUCGUAUUUCCUCUCCCUUCACUUCUCCUUUUACACAAAUAGCCCCAGACAUCUGCAUUCUGGUCUUGUUGUGUUACCAUCAAGAUAAUCACCAAAUUCUGCCUGAAGAAUUGAGGGACAGUAUCUACAAAAGAUCACGAAUAUCCAAGCAUGAGUAUGAGUACCUUAAAAUUACUGAAGUAUAUCCUGUUUGUGUUCAAUUUGCUUUUUUGGGUUUCUGGCUGUUGCAUUUUGGGCUUUGGGAUCUACUUCCUGGUCCACAACAACUUUGGAGUGCUCUUCCAUAAACUCCCCUUCCUCACACUGGGCAAUGUACUGGUCAUCGUGGGUUCCAUUAUCAUGGUGGUUGCCUUCCUGGGCUGCAUGGGCUCCAUCAAGGAGAAUAAGUGCCUGCUGAUGUCGUUUUUUAUUCUGCUACUGAUUAUCCUCCUUGCUGAGGUGACCUUGGCCAUCCUACUCUUCGUGUAUGAACAAAAGCUGAAUAAAUAUGUGUCCGAGGGGCUGAAUGACAGCAUCCAACGUUACCACUCAGACAACAGCACCAAGGCAGCAUGGGACUUCAUCCAGACAUUUCUGAAUUGUUGUGGUGUAAAUGGCACUAGUGAUUGGACCAGUGGCCCACCAGAAUCUUGUCCCUCCAAGCCAGAAGUUGAAGGCUGCUAUAUGAAAGUACAAGAGUGGUUUUACUCCAAUUUCUUGUAUAUUGGAAUCAUUACCAUCUGUGUUUGUGUGAUUCAGGUGCUGGGGAUGUCCUUUGCACUCACUCUCAACUGUCAGAUUGAUAAAACUAGCCAGGCUCUAGGUCUGUGAUCUGCCUUGUGCUGGAGAGACUUGUUUUAUCUUUUGAAAUCCAAAUCAUUUACAGCAUGAAGCCCCAAAUGAUCAUCAGCUUGACUGGCAUCUUUUGUCUUCCUCUCAUCUCUCCCCUGUUUGGUUCCUGGCUAUGUAACCAAAGAAGAGUGUGUCAAGCAGGCACUCCCAUCUCAGGCAGCAAUGAUGACCAUUUGGCAGCAGCCAUGUCUCUCAAGGUGUUUAAAGGCCAGCAGAAGCUGUGACACUGCUGGCUUGAGAUUACAAAAAGGAGAGAGCACUCCAGGUUUCGAAUGUUUGUAUCAUUUUGUUGUCAAAUUCGUCUUCAGCCACUGAAUCAUGACCAGACAGCUCUACAAAGUCACACAAGAGAUGAGCUGAAAGGAGUUCGGGGGCUAGAUUCACUCUGAUUCCUUUGACUCUGGAGCCUUGGCUAUAGGAAUAACAGAGUGCUCUUUCUUUAGAAGGGAAGGUAUCAUUUUAAUUCUCUUAUUAAGAAUGCCUAAUUGACUUAUUCUAAACCUUCCCAGUCAUUGUUACCUUGACUUCAUAUCCAGUCUCAGUCUGAGUUACAUAGCUGGGAAGAACCCAGAAGCAAUAGAAUAUUUGGUGGAUCACUUGACUGAAGAGUUUGGGUGUUAUUGCUCUAUUAUAUAAAGUUUUUAAUGUCUUUUAAUUUUUUCAUUAAAUAAAAUAGCUUAUGAACUCAA
This is a messenger RNA of Perognathus longimembris pacificus (Pacific pocket mouse), 1530 nucleotides long. RefSeq names its product CD53 molecule (gene Cd53). The record is from RefSeq and is a predicted model, not a curated record. NCBI's taxonomy places the organism in Eukaryota, Metazoa, Chordata, Mammalia, Rodentia, Heteromyidae. The transcript has 8 exons. Gene Ontology annotation, cellular component: membrane. The coding region runs from base 161 to 820 and encodes 219 amino acids.